This is a messenger RNA of Lindgomyces ingoldianus, 378 nucleotides long. RefSeq lists its product as uncharacterized. NCBI's taxonomy places the organism in Eukaryota, Fungi, Ascomycota, Dothideomycetes, Pleosporales, Lindgomycetaceae. The transcript has a single exon. The record is from RefSeq and is a predicted model, not a curated record. The annotation marks the transcript as partial.
ACUGCGCAGGUAUACACCCAAUCCCACGAGAUUCUAGGAACAGUCAUCGUAGGACUGUUUCUCCUCCAGCCACUUCUCGGAUGGUUUCAUCACCGGCACUUCCUUGCGAAGGGCGCCAAGGACUACAAGCGGGAGGUACAUGUCUGGCUGGGGCGUGGUCUGAUGGCAAUCGGCACGAUCAAUGGUGGAAUUGGGAUAAAGUUAGCGAGCGAAACGGACAAGAGUAAGACUGCAGGUAUCGCAUAUGGAAUCAUUGCAGGACUCGUCUUUGCUGUUUAUCUCGGAGUUUGGUUCUGGUCUCGUCGCCAGAGACGCGGAGAGGCGGGGAAGACUGAGACUAGUGGCAAUGAGGCCGCGGAGGCGGGUGUUUCUGGUUAG